AUGUUGCAAAAAUCCAAGCAGAAAUCCAGGUCCAAACCCCAAAUGGAGGAUUACGCUUUUCCAUCGUCACCGCAACCUCAGCUAUUCAAGCAUUACGCUCAAUUUCGUGACGACGAACCAGCUAUUGGGUCUGUCCUCGGGCAUCCUUCGGCUUCAGAAAGAAAACAACGUCUGGAUGAAGAAUUAGAGCUCGUGAAGCAGGAAAAAGAAAAGUUGGCGUUAGAACUGGAAGUGCUCCAUUUACACCAAGUUCUCACACCAGCAACUCCCCCAACUAGAUCGGCACAUUGGACAAUGCAUUUCAACUUCAUCUUCCAGGCAUAG
Porites lobata is the source of this 324-nucleotide messenger RNA. Lineage: Eukaryota; Metazoa; Cnidaria; Anthozoa; Scleractinia; Poritidae. The record is from the annotation of a GenBank genome assembly.